This is a messenger RNA of Seriola dumerili (greater amberjack), 2290 nucleotides long. RefSeq names its product LIM domain-binding protein 3-like. Gene Ontology annotation, biological process: actin cytoskeleton organization; heart development; muscle structure development. Gene Ontology annotation, molecular function: actin binding; muscle alpha-actinin binding. Gene Ontology annotation, cellular component: filamentous actin; Z disc; adherens junction. The record is from RefSeq and is a predicted model, not a curated record. The transcript is spliced from 17 exons. The coding region runs from base 145 to 2205 and encodes 686 amino acids. NCBI's taxonomy places the organism in Eukaryota, Metazoa, Chordata, Actinopteri, Carangiformes, Carangidae.
CAGCUCGUCUGAGCAGGCAGGUCCUUGUCUGUCUCCUCUCUCACUCUUUCUGGUCUCUCUCAGUCCUGGUCCUGGUCCUGGUUCUGAGGCUCCUGUCCCUCCCGUCAUCUCGCUUUGAGGAUUUGAGGAUCUAGUUUCUGGACCAUGAGCUCCUACACCGUGUCUCUGCCCGGCCCCGGACCCUGGGGCUUCAGGCUGCAGGGGGGCAAAGACUUCAACAUGCCCCUGACCAUCUCCAGGAUCACUCCAGGCAGCAAGGCAGCGCAGGGUAACCUGGUCCAGGGUGAUCUCAUCGUCGCCAUCGAUGGCGUCAGCACGGACGGGAUGACUCACCUGGAGGCCCAGAACAAGAUCAAGAUGGCCAACUACAACCUGGCGCUCACCAUGUCCAAGUCGAAGCGUCCCGCUCCGAUGCUGGCACCAAGAAUGGACGCUACUUUUCCCAUGAUCCCUCAUCAACAGCCUCAGACAGUGCAAGUCAAUGGCCGCCUGUCGGCCUGCAGUGCCUCCUCCGGGCCUGCAGAAGCAGACUCUCCCGGGAGGAGGGCGACGGUGGCGGCGGCGGUCAGCCCCGCCCACAGGAAGCAGUAUAACUCCCCCAUUGGCCUGUACUCAGAGGAGACUCUGAGGGAGAUGGCAGCGAUUCAGGCGGGCCGGCCUACGGGCAGCAGCUCUGCCUCUGAAACUCCUCCCACUUUAUCCGGACACAUUGAACAACACGUUUUCUCCCCCACUGCUCCCAACGCCGGCUUCAACCCCGGCGUGCUGAAGGACACCGCCCUCUCUACCCAUAAGCCCAUAGAGGUGAAGGGCCCUGGGGGGAAGGCCACCAUCAUCCAUGCCCAGUACAACACGCCCAUCAGCAUGUACUCACAGGACGCCAUCAUGGACGCCAUUGCAGGACAGACGCAGGGCAAGGGGCCCGACGUCGGUACUGUCCCAGUUAAAGAUGUAGACAGAGCCUCCAUGGUCUACCAGGCCGUCCAGACUGCAGAGAAAGACCUGGACCUGGGGGAGUGGGGCCGCUGCAGCAACAUGCAGUCCAAGUCCUUCAGGGUCCUGGCCCACAUGACUGGAACCGAGUCCUCACCGGAGGAGGAGGAGGAGCUGAGGAGGAGCAGCCAGUACAUUCAGCCUCCCAUCAUGCAUCAGGCGCCACAGGACCUGCCCCCGCAGCAGUACCAGCCAGUUCCGCAGCAGUACCAUCAGCCCCCCACACAACAUGCCCCACCCACCCAGCAGAGCUCCAUUCAGAUCCCUCUUGGCUCCGCCCCUCCCAAGGUGGUGAGCACCGCUUGUAUCUACCCCUCCCAACCAGGCCCAGGUCCAGCUCCAGGUCCACCGCACCAUCAGCCCCACCCUCAGCCCCACCCUCAGCCCCACCCUCCAGCCCCUUCCCCUGCUGGUGUCUCCUCUAACAGACCCCCCUGGGUGACUGACAACAGCUUUGCCGAUAAGUUCGACCCCGGUAAGACCACCACCUCCAUGAAGAUGCAGCCGCUGCCCCAGGCUGCCCCUCCUCCACCAGCAUACAUCCCCAACCCCUCCCCCGCUGCACCAGCAGCUCCCAGCCCCGCCCCCAUAACCCCCAGCCCUGCCCCUUUCCCUCCAGUGGCAAGGGGCGUGGCCCAAAGGGCAGAGCGGUUCGCCGCCAGCAGCCGUACGCCUCUGUGUGGAGCCUGCAACAACAUCAUCAGGGGCCCCUUCCUGGUGGCCCUUGGCCGGUCUUGGCACCCUGAGGAGUUUAACUGUCACUACUGCCACAUGUCUCUGGCUGAUGUGAGCUUCGUGGAGGAGCAGAACAACGUUUACUGUGAGAACUGCUACGAGGAGUUCUUUGCCCCCACCUGUGCUCGCUGCAACACCAAGAUCAUGGGGGAAGUGAUGCAUGCCCUGCGGCAGACGUGGCACACCACCUGCUUUGUCUGCGCAGCCUGUGGUAAAGCUUUUGGAAACAGUCUGUUCCACAUGGAGGACGGAGAACCGUACUGUGAGAAAGAUUACAUUGCUCUCUUCAGCACUAAGUGUCACGGCUGUGACUUCCCAGUUGAAGCUGGUGAUAAGUUCAUUGAGGCUCUGGGUCACACCUGGCAUGACACCUGCUUCGUCUGUGCGGUCUGCCAUGUGAACCUGGAGGGUCAACCUUUCUACUCAAAGAAGGACAAACCUCUGUGCAAGAAGCAUGCUCACGCCAUCAACGUGUAGACCUGCCGUCUACCUGUGGAUCUGCUGCCUCAUCGCCACCCCCCCACCCCCCCGGACGCCACCCCCGACUGCACGACGAACACAA